AUGUCGGGGAGCUCGGAGACGCCCAUGGGCGUGGUGGCGGCCUCGCAGCAGCAGCAGCACCCGGUCGCUGCCAUGGCUCGGGAUCUGUUCCAUCCACUCGCGCGGGAGCGGAGACUGGCGAGGAAGGCGGCGGCGGAGCAGGUCCUCAUCCCGGAGACCGACAUCACCAACUCUCGAGUUCGGGUGUGGGUUGUCACGACGGCAUGCCUUCCGUGGAUGACUGGGACGUCGAUCAACCCCCUCCUGAGGGCCGCCUUCCUGGCGCGCGGCAGGGACGCGGACAUGGUGACCCUGAUGGUGCCGUUCCUCUCCCUCGAGGACCAGCCUAAGAACAGAACGAUGGCAGCGGGCGUGUCACAACAGCGCAACAAUGAAAUCAAUCCCCAGGUGUUCCCACGGGGGGUGACCUUCGAUACCCCGGAGGAGCAAGAGGUUUGGGUGCGGAACUGGCUAGAGGAUGCUGGAUUGGCACGGGAAUCGGAGCGUUUGCGGCUGGUGUUCUAUCCCGGGCGAUAUCACAAAGACUACGGCAGCAUCUUCCCCAUGGGAGACCUGACACUCAUGAUACCGCCAGAGGAAGCCGACAUCUGCAUUCUAGAGGAGCCGGAACACCUCAACUGGUACCGUGCACCGGGUCGGUCGUGGCGGAGGACGUUCAAGCACGUCGUCGGAGUCGUGCACACGAACUACCUGGCGUACUCCUCGGGGUACUCCGUCUGGGGCCCCGUGUUGACGUUCAUGCUGCGGUACAUGAACAUCAUCAUGGCACGCGCGUACUGCCACAAGAUCAUCAAGCUUAGCGGCGUUAUCCAGAGCCUCGCCCCCGAGAAGGAGACGGUAUGCAACGUACACGGCGUACGCCAGAAGUUCCUGGACGUGGGCCAGGAGUACGCCCAUAAGCCGCGAGCCGGAGGUGCCUACUUCAUCGGGAAGAGCCUGUGGGCCAAGGGCUACGACCGGCUGAUCAACCUCCUGGAGUACAACAACAAGCGCCUGGGACGGGCGUUUCACAUGGACGUGUACGGGAGCGGUCCGGACCGGGAGGCGAUCGAGGCUAAGUCGUGCGAGAAGGGGUGUGACAUCACUUUUUUCCCGGCGACCGACCACUCGGAAUUGGGGGACUACAGCGUCUUCAUCAACCCCUCGGUUAGUGAGGUCCUGUGCACAACGGUGGCAGAGGCCCUGGCCAUGGGCAAGUGGGUCGUCUGCGCGCGGCACAGCUCGAACGAGUUCUUCUUCCAGUUCCCCAACUGCCUUCCGUUUGACUCCGAGGAGGACUUCGCCGCCUGCGUCAGCUGGGCCCUCCGGCACGAUCCUGAGGACCUCACGCCCGCCCUCAGACACAAGCUCUCCUGGGCUGCGGCAACCGAGCGAUUAGCCGACGCAGCGGUGAUGAACGUCGGGGAGAGAAAACGACAGAAGCCGGUGGCGGACGGGUUCUUCACCGUCGCGCACGCGGCCGCUGGCUCAGGACCGACUGGGGAUUUGUUCCGCCUAGUGGCGGGGGCCGACUCGGCGGCGUGGCAGAACAAAUGGGUCAACGAGCAACGUAGGCUGGAGAAGGAGGCGGAGCGUUCACAGCAGGCGGGACAUGAGCGGCAGGUGUCGGCUACGGAUGGCGUCGAAGACAAUGGAAGCAGCAGAAGCAGCUCUAUUGACAUGGUCGCGAACGCUGCAGCCGUCGCGAGCGCGUAGCGUUGGCUCUCGGCUAGGCGUAGCUAAGCGUGUGGGCCAGACCCGCUGUGUUUUUCGCCAUCCUCCAGAGCAUUGGCAGCAUUCCGUGAAGCCGAGCGACAACCUCUGUUGUAUUGGAUGCUUUCAUGUCAUUACCGCACCCGCAUCAUUGCGAUUCUGCGUCCCCCCUUCACUGAGGCCGGGCGGGAACUAAAUAAAGCGAUGUGAACGAGAGGACCAUGUAAUAAAGGGAGCCACUGGAGCCAACUUGGGCUAUAGAAACAUAUUUGUUUUGUGUGUCGUGGCCGGGUGGUCAGGGUUUCGCGGCGAGCAUCUUCUGUAGCUCCUCGGCCAGUCGUAGGCGCGCACGCGACGGGGAGGAGGGGGGGGGGCGGGGGCAUUGCGAGGUUCCUGCUCAGGUAAACGUCGCAAAAUGUACCUAGGUGGGUGGUGCCGUGGGCCCUAACCUACCACAACGCGAGAUGAGCACAACGCCGGGGGGGGUGGGGUGCAGGAGAGCCAAGUUCGAGUGGGAUCCGCUGCUGUGCGUUUCGAUAGAUCUCUGGAGGUAUCGCAAGGGCAAGGAUGUGGCGGCACCUGUUGCGCAGAGACGAUGUGAUUGCUGCGUCGGUGCGGUCUGUGCUCGUUCCGCGUGUUGCUCGAUGUCGUGUCUGUACUCGUUUUGUAGUAGUCUUUUACCGAGAUGUGGCAGCACCUCUGGUGUUCGGG
Messenger RNA from Ectocarpus siliculosus, 2403 nucleotides. The record is from the annotation of a GenBank genome assembly. NCBI's taxonomy places the organism in Eukaryota, Phaeophyceae, Ectocarpales, Ectocarpaceae.